AUGACGCGGUCCAGAUUCAGCGGUCGAUCCAAGUCCAACGGUUCAGAAUUUGGCUGGUACUUCGCGGGUGAGCCAAUGGACAAGAGACACUCUCGAAGCGGGCGAAUCAGGCUAGUUCGCUAUGGACCUGAGAUGGAACCUUGUGCCCACAGUCGGUGCCCAUCGCCAUCUCCCAUUCCAGAAAAGACACCUUGCGCCUGCAACAACACAUGCGAGCUUCACUCCCACGGGACACGCUCCCAAUCCCAAAGCGACCCUGACUCCUCUGGUUCUGAGUCAGUCGUAGUAUGCUGCGGAGGAUGUCAUGCUAUCAGACGCGAGCCCGGGCCCUCUCCUCAGGUGGAGAAGGUGAUAUGCUUCUGUGAAUGUCACUCGCGAAAAACAACCCCGAUCACACCAAGCAGCAGCGGAUAUUCCAGCUCAGGAUCAGCCACAAAAUGCUACGGUAGCCGUCACUCAACAAGACGGGAGCGUCGUCCCAACGACACACGUCCCACCACGCCGAACAGCAGUGAUUUUUCCGACUAUGAACUGCCCAGAAGACGCCGCGGUCACCGCAUCUCAACACGCGAACCAGAGCAUCAUCCCCAGUUGGAGAAAUCCCAACGCGAGGCUCACGCACCCCCUCCCAGCACAACUGCCACGUCAGGCCAAAGAUACCACUCCCCGCGUGGGUCGCUCGCGACAGCACCACAUGCACCCGGAGCUGUGCCGAGCUUUGAUUACUGUGCCUUCGCCGGUGCCGAGACCAACCCCAACCCCAACGCGCUCUCCCGGUCGAUUGAAAAGCCCCGUCACAAGCCGCGGGUCAAACCAGAGCUGAAACGCACCUACACUCAGGCUGCUUCGCCUCCCAAGCAGACGCCUCCCACAAAGCCAAAGCCAGUGCCUUCCUCCAAGCUCAUGUGUCCCAGGCAUGGUGCCCAGCAUUGUGGCUGUGUCUAUAUGGAUGGGUACCAUGCUGAUGACUCUAGCUAUUAUGCUCCUUACGACGAUGACACUGUUUCUGAGACCUCCAUCCAGGCCAUGCCUGACCAUGACAGGGCUGUGGACGAGACACGCUGUGCUUUUCAUCACCGCUGCCGUCCAAAGUUCGAGUGUGGGGUUGGCUGGGUCUGCGGGAGGAAGUGA
This is a messenger RNA of Penicillium mononematosum, 1131 nucleotides long. RefSeq lists its product as uncharacterized. The transcript is spliced from 2 exons. NCBI's taxonomy places the organism in Eukaryota, Fungi, Ascomycota, Eurotiomycetes, Eurotiales, Aspergillaceae. The record is from RefSeq and is a predicted model, not a curated record. Bases 1 to 1131 code for a protein of 376 amino acids.